CAAUCGCCGUCGCGCUUACUCGCCGAUGCGGUAGUACCAACAUGGCAGCUUUCUGAGUUUUGGAGGAGGAGAGCUGGUGUAAAUACAGAGAAUUUAAGCGUUUCUGAGACGAGGACAGGGUCAGGGAGCCUGAGCUCGAGACUUAUUGGAUUGUCGGCGGAAAAUGUCGAGCGACGGGAACAAGAAACAGUUCUGGAAAAGAAACACAGCCAAGGUUCCUGGCAGUAUUCAGCAUGUUUACGGCGCACAGCAUCCACCUUUUGACCCGCUUCUUCAUGCCAAUCUAAUCAAAGCAGGAAACAAACCCCCUCCGGCCACGCCAGGCAAGCCGAAGAAAGCCACCACCUUCCAGGAGUUCGAGAGCAUCACCAGCGACGCCUGGGAUGUCGGCGACGAUGACGACGAGCUGCUGGCCAUGGCUGCACAGAACCUUAACAUUGAGGUUGUCAUGGAGACGGCGAAUAAGGUGAUUGAGAAUCACAGCAAGCAGCAGGAGAGACGGAGGCAAGACGACACGACAGAGCCGGGUCAGGGAGAGGAAGACGCACAGGAGGAGGUGGCGGCGGAGGAGGUGGAGGAGGAAGAGGAAGAUGAGUAUCUCAGAGUGGAGGAAGUGGAGGCAAUCAGCCCAGAUGCAUCAUUUGCCUCUCAGGGCAGCCCUUACGCUGAUAGCCGUCUGGUGAAAUCCCACAGUGAAGCUCCAAUUGGGUCACCUAGAGAUGCGGCGGGCGAGCGCGCCGGCCUCCACAGACAGAGGUCUCUGCCCCAUCGGCCGCCCGUCAUCCCAUUAGUGGCUCGCAUGGCUGACCAGAACACAUCUGGCACCCCGGCCAUGACCGAGAGGGAAGCAUCCCGCCUGGAUAAGUUCAAACAGUUGCUGGCGGGGCCCAACACAGAUCUGGAGGAGCUGCGGAAGCUCAGCUGGUCUGGAAUCCCGCGACAAGUUCGACCGAUAGCCUGGAAGCUUCUUUCUGGUUAUCUGCCUGCCAACGCAGAGAGGCGAGAAAGCGUUCUACAGAGGAAGAGACAAGAAUAUUUCGGCUUCAUCCAGCAAUACUACGACUCGCGCAAUGAUGAGCACCAUCAAGACACAUACAGACAGAUUCACAUUGACAUACCGAGAACUAAUCCUCUUAUUCCUCUUUUCCAACAAGCUUCUGUCCAAGAGAUAUUUGAGCGGAUUCUGUUCAUCUGGGCCAUCCGGCAUCCGGCCAGCGGCUACGUGCAGGGCAUCAACGACCUGGUCACGCCGUUCUUCGUCGUCUUCGUCUUCGAGUACAUCGAGGAGGAAGUGGAAAACUUUGACGUGUCCAGUCUCCAGGAAGAGGCUCUGAGGAACAUUGAGGCUGACAGCUUCUGGUGCAUGAGCAAACUGCUCGACGGCAUCCAGGACAACUAUACAUUUGCUCAGCCAGGCAUUCAGAGGAAAGUCAAGGCCCUUGAGGAGCUGGUCAGCAGGAUUGAUGAGUCUGUGCACCGCCACAUGCAGCAGUACGAGGUGGAGUACCUGCAGUUCGCCUUCCGCUGGAUGAACAACCUCCUGAUGAGGGAGCUGCCGCUGCGGUGCACAAUCAGACUGUGGGACACGUAUCAGGCUGAACCUGAAGGCUUCUCUCACUUCCACCUGUACGUGUGUGCUGCCUUCCUGGUGAGGUGGAGGAAAGAGAUUCUGGAGGAGCGGGAUUUUCAGGGCCUGAUGAUCCUGCUGCAGAACCUCCCCACGAUGCACUGGGGCAACGAGGAAGUGAGCGUGCUGCUGGCUGAAGCCUACAGGUUGAAGUUCGCCUUCGCCGACGCGCCCAACCAUUACAAGAGAUGAUGAGAGCGUCUCCACCUCCUCGUCCUCUUCCUCAUCCUUCGCCGCCUGCUGGACUCACAGGCUCCUCCCAUUUUCCUAACCACUCCCCCCUCUUUUUAUUUUAUUUUUUAUUUUUUUUGCCCAUAUUUCCAGUGGGCCUUUCCGCUACUAAGAGAUUCGAAUCAAACAGUGACUUGAUGGUGUAGCAUUUUGACACGAUGAUCCGGAGCCUUUUCUUUUUAAAUUAUCUCUAUGACCGGCACUGAAACGUGCGUUCAUCCUCAGUCUGAUGCAGAAACAGAUCAUUAAUACUGAUGAUUGCAAGUUUGUUGUUUUCCUUUUUGUCGUCGAACAACCACACAGCUUGAUGCAGGAUCAUGAACAGUUCCCCCACACCGCCUGGGGUUAAAAUCUGCAUCAUUUUACACUACCAUAGCAAUACUUAGUUUAUUUUGCUCCCCUUGGCAAAAUAAAACCCUUUAUUUAGUGUAUAAAUAUGAAGAAAGACAGCAGAAGGACACUUUUUUUUCUUCUUUUUAUUAAUAGAGGAUUUACAAAUCUUGAAGGCGUCUGCAGUUUUUUUUUUGCGACAUGAGGGGGAAACUGAUUCAGUCGGUUUCCCAGGUUCCGACGGCACAGAUCGGGUUCCGAGAAUCCAACACUCAGCAAAUUGCUCUCCCUUUUAUCCUCCCCUCCUCACUUCCUCCCGCUCAUCCUCUCACACUCCCCGUACAUUAGAGUGGAAGGUAAAAACGGCGUCCGGAGAAGCUCACCCCACGUUUAAAAUGAUAACACCGUCAGGAUGGAGAGGGGCCGACUUUGUCUUAGGUCGCCUGUUCACAAAGGGCUACGUCUCGCCAUCAGCUCGCUACCUCAGAUCUCACUAAAUUUGUCAUUUCAGAGCGACGGGGGGACAAAAGAUGUUUUGGAUUUUUCUCGUUUUUCAGUUCCACUAAGAUGUCUUUCUAAUUUACUAGAGUGAAAUCCUGCUAAUUCUAGAAUAAAGCGUCUGAACUGAGGUUAGCAUAAACAGUUUAUCCAUCUAAACGCCUCAGAAUCUGUGAUGUAGUUAAAAAUGGGAGCCCAGGCCUCCGUCUUUAGCCAUGUCUUUUACUUUUUAAAGCAGAAGAAAUGUUAGAUAAUUGCUCCUAUUUUGCACUGGAGCUGGAGUGUAAAUAUUUUUGGAUCAAAUCAGGAAUAUUUGCUAUGAUGGAAUGUAAUUGAAAAUAGUCGAGUCCUGAGUUCAGAUCUGUCAUUUGCAGUCUGUCUGUUCAUAUCAUGUAAAAUAUACACAGUCCUCAAGAUGGAAAUGUGCAGAGUUUUCAGUUCUUCUAAUCCAAGUUUUAAAAAUAUCGAUAGAGUUGUUUGCUAUAAACUUAUGGCAGAAAUGUCGAUGUAGGUCAGUACGGGAGGAGAUUAUGGCCACUGGAGAAAAAAUAUAUAUAUACUUUUUUUUAAAUCAGAAUUUAUUUUCCUUACACUCAGAAUUCUGACAUUUUUCUCAAAAAUUUCACUUUUUUCUCAAAAUAAUAGAAAAUAUUAAUAUAAUAAUUCAAUUCUCUCCUCAGAAUUCUGACUUGUAUCAGAAGAUCAAAAUCAGGAUUCUAAGCUUAAAUUCAGAGUUUUUGUUUAAACUCAGAAUUUGGAGCAAAAAUAUCAGAUUUUUUUUUUUUUUUUUUAAAUUCAGUGACCCUGAUCUUCUUCCAUAGAUCAGACUUCAAAUCUAAACAUGGCAGGAAGUAAAUAAAUAAAUAAAUAUGGCAAGAAGGAAAGGACAAAACUAACAUGGCUGAUGAUCUAGUAGAUAUAUUCUUUGGAUAGGGGAAAAAAAAACGGUUUGUGAGCUGGUUGGAUGCUGGAAUUGGUGCGACGGACGGAUAAACGGAUGAGCUUCCUGGCAGUUGGUGUGAUAACAAAACUAACACACCUUUCCGCUCCAUCUUUCACAUGUAGACAUACACACUUAUGAGAUAAUCCCUUUCCAGUCCAGCAGAAUGCCUAAAUCAAGAAGAGAAUAUUUCUUUCCUGCUAAUUUCCCGUUGUCACGUCGCGGGGCUCGUCGUCGUAAUUCUUCGCAGGGAUGCGGCGGCGGCGGUCUGAUAAUCAAGACACUGGAUGACAUAACUCAAAAAGCGGUUAACAUCCGCAGCCUCCUGCAGCGCCUCCGCCAGGAUCCAUUAUUGUCACCGUGCGCCGGCAGAGACGGCGAGCGUAGGUGUGUGUGAAGGGGAGACGGGGCGAGAGGGAGAGAGAGAGGGAGGGUGUUGUGUUCCUUUGGAAGUUUCAGCGCUUUUUCUCUGAGAGCUGUCAGUCUUUGAUCACACACUGGGACUUUUUUUUUUUUUUCUUUUCACAAGCCCCUUAUCUCCUGUGCUGUGUGACAAGAAAAACUGCACUUAAUUUAAAAAGUCCACAGCUCCUUCCUCUCUCCUUCUGCUUUCUCUCUUUGUGAUGUAUAUCCACUUCUUUCAAUCAGCAUUUAAAGAAAAAAAAACAAAAAUCAUCCACGACAGUUAAUUUUUUAUUUUCUUUCUUUCUUUUUCUUUUUUUAUAGCUACUAAUGUUUACGUUAAGUUGUGCCUGACUCUAAGCCAUCCGGAUUAACGCAAAUGUACCCUGGAGGUUUACAGUUUCCUGUUUUUCUUUGUCUAUACAUUGUUUGGUCGUAAAACCAUCAACCUGAGCUGCUUCAUUCUUCCCUGGGCACUUAUUGACGCACUAUUACUACAAGUGUGGCAUUUGUUUACUGAACCUGCCCCUGUUCCUCUGCAGGCCCGUCAAGCCCUGAUGCUGGAACUUGUGCGCAUGAGCAGGGCCGAGGCUUUCACUCGGCAUUUGAGGAGCUAAAAAGGCGCAGCAGUGUUGCCAUCUCCCAAAAAACCCCACCAAGGUACACAAAUCAGUGAGAGUAUUUUCCUCGAUUCUUUGAGAAUAUCUGUGUUUAAUAUCUUUUUAGGAGACUUUAUUACUCUGCUGAAAAGUCAAAGCGUUUUUCUUUUCGUAAAGUUUUCAUAAACUCCUAUUGGUGGAGUUUGAGAGCUUUAACACCUUCCUCCAUAUGUUGUUGUUACCUGUGGUAAAGAUGCGUGAAAGGCCUUUGAAAUGCAGCAUACAAAGUCAACACAGUUAAUAAGAAUCAUUAUAAAAUAACUCUUUAAUGUUAAGAAGCGUUUCAGAAAUACCCCAAAACAAAAAUGUUUUUCCUCAUUUGACAGAAAAGGCCAUUCAUUUUUCAUCAAUUCUUCAAAAUAGAAAAGGCAGGAACACAUUCCGUUUGAGUAAAGAAUAAGGUUUUGAUAUUUAUAAGUCCAGAAACAACAGCAAAAACAAAACACACUAAUCCAGAUAUACUUUUGUCCCACCAUCACAAAUGUAAACUAUGGUUUAGUGAAUGUGGAGCAUAAAAAAAUGUAAUGAAUUUGGUGAAUCAUCCGUUUCUCUUCCAGAGUCCCUGGAAAUCCUGUCAGAGAGCGCGGCAUCAUGAACUCCUCGAUUCUAUUUUAAUUUAAUUCUUCAAAAAAAAUUAAAAAAAAUACCCUGACACUUAAAAAGAAAAAUAGCUUCCCCAGACUCAAAAAGGUCUUUUUACACUUUUACCUGAGGUAGCAAUAGAUGUGUCAGAAUUACAGACUCAUUUCAUGUAAAAACCCUCUUCUAGAGGCGUAUUAUUUCUACUGAUGGAAAUAAUACAUUAAAGCUGGUAAAACCCGCAGGUCAUCUCGGCUCCCUGUAAGAUUUGUCGCACACGUUGGAGUCGCCGCUGCUUUUAGCUCGACAGGCGAAGCGGCAUUAACUAACAGGCGGGGCAGGGAUUUGCAAACUGUACGUUUUUCUCCACAAAGUUCUGCUUUUAUUCAUCUUAAGUUGCCUUAAUGCACAGAUUUGUGUUGAUAUGAAAAGCGUCGAGGGGAGUUGGUCGUCUUCAGUGCGUGUCUGCGAGCCGCGGGCGAAUUACAGCUUCCCCUUCUCUGUUUUUUUGUUUUUUUUCCCUCCUUCCCUCAGUCAGUUUUUUUUUUUUUUUUUAAGGCACAGCCGUUUCCUUUCGACACGAAUCAGACGUCUCCACGCACGCGCGACAAUUUAAUAAACAAACUCAAACAAAAUCACUUGCUGCUAAUCUCAAAUUAGCCCGCCACCGGUUCCUUUGCGCGUCGCCCCUCGUCUCCAUGGCGAUCGGUGGCAUCUGGCUGGGGGCCGACUCUCUUUCUAUUAGCCCACACAGAGAAGACUUCAAGCAUCAUCAGGCAGCUUUCGGGAAAAAUAGCAACACUUCUGCUUUUCUUUCUUUCCUUCUUUCUUGGUUUUUUUUUUCUUUUCUUCCGGUAGUCUAAACUUGUGAAAACCAAAAUGAAGAAACAAGCCUCCUCUCUUCUGUGUCUUUUGCUCCACAGAGCUGAGAAAGAAAGCUAAUAUUUGCCAGAUCGUGUGAGUGACAGUACUGUCUAUUGAAUUGAAUUUCAAUACAUGUACAGAAACAAAUAUCUGUAAAUAGAAAGUGUAAAUAAAUCCUAUAUAUGGAAUACCAAAAAAAAAAAAAAA
Xiphophorus couchianus (Monterrey platyfish) is the source of this 6337-nucleotide messenger RNA. RefSeq names its product TBC1 domain family, member 22a (gene tbc1d22a). Gene Ontology annotation, molecular function: GTPase activator activity. The coding region runs from base 164 to 1819 and encodes 551 amino acids. Gene Ontology annotation, biological process: activation of GTPase activity. The record is from RefSeq and is a predicted model, not a curated record. The transcript is spliced from 14 exons. NCBI's taxonomy places the organism in Eukaryota, Metazoa, Chordata, Actinopteri, Cyprinodontiformes, Poeciliidae.